Messenger RNA from Portunus trituberculatus (swimming crab), 1317 nucleotides. RefSeq names its product guanosine-3',5'-bis(diphosphate) 3'-pyrophosphohydrolase MESH1-like (gene Mesh1). NCBI's taxonomy places the organism in Eukaryota, Metazoa, Arthropoda, Malacostraca, Decapoda, Portunidae. The record is from RefSeq and is a predicted model, not a curated record. Bases 256 to 822 code for a protein of 188 amino acids. The transcript is spliced from 4 exons. Gene Ontology annotation, molecular function: guanosine-3',5'-bis(diphosphate) 3'-diphosphatase activity.
GAAAAAUGUCGACAUUUUAUAUCAAUACACAGCACUCAGGGAAGCCACCCGCCACCCGGCCAGGCACCAGCACAGCAUCGGCCCUAGUGAUGUAAACAAACACGCCGUCCCCACUCUCCAGUGAACGCAUCCUAGAGGAACUGACACCAGACAGGUGAGCGGCCCAUACAUCAGCGCCCUAUCAGCAGACACACUUGUUCCUCACCCCUUGAGCUCAAGAUCUACCUGUUGUUUAACCGUUAUUAAGAGGACAAGAUGAGUGAGCCCUGCCCGGCGGGAGGAGUGAGUGAGAGUGCGGUAGCAGCUAUACUAAGAUGUGUCAACUUUUCGGCCAUCAAGCACAGGAAGCAGCGGAGGAAGGACCCCCAGCAGACACCCUACAUCAAUCACCCCAUAGGUGUGGCUUACCUACUGGUGGAGGCAGGAGUAAAGGAUGUGGAUGUACUGCAAGCAGCCCUCCUUCAUGACACAGUGGAAGACACUGACACUUCCCCCCAGGAGCUGCUAGAUGCCUUUGGACCGAGGGUGGCUGGGCUGGUGGCUGAGGUAACAGAUGACAAAAGUCUGCCCUCGAAAGAACGAAAGCGCCUUCAGAUUGUGCAUGCAGCGGAUGCUUCCCAUGAAGCCAAACUGGUAAAACUUGCCGACAAGCUGUACAACUUGCGUGACCUUGAGAGGUGUACACCUGUGGGAUGGACUGAUACUCGAGUGAAAGAGUACUUCAAGUGGGCAGCUCAGGUAGUGGCUGGCUGUCGAGGCACCAAUGCAUACCUGGAGGGAGAGCUAGACAAGUUGUUUAUGAAAUGGAACAAGGAACUUUGAUGAAGAACAAGAGAGCUGGAAGGGAAGAGGAAUGGAGCCAUUGCCGAGUGAAUUAUUAAGGCAAUUAUGUGGCACUUAGUACUGGAAGGAGAUAUGAAUGUUUUUAUUCUAACAAAAUGUAACAACAUAAAGAAGAGAAUCCUCAUUAACAAGUUACAGGAUCACUGAAUUUUGUACACUGUAACAGCAAACUACAUAGAUAGUGAUAAUUCAACACAACCCAGUUUGAUCAGUAUUUCAAAUGACAUGGAAGGUUAAAGGAAAUCUAAGACAUACUUUGAAAUUAUAAUACUGAGAGAGAGAGAGAGAGAGAGAGAGAGAGAGAGAGAGAGAGAGAGAGACUACCUAAAAUCUUGCAUUGUAACAUGUAACAGUGUGCCUUGAAAUAUGACUCAUGUGAGAACAGUACAACAUAACACAGUAGGUUCUUGCACUAUAAGUCUGGCACCAUGUUUUUAUUUGAAAUUAUUAAAACUGAGUUGGAAUUGUUUUUAA